Molecule: messenger RNA, 726 nt
Organism: Candidozyma haemuli
Lineage: Eukaryota; Fungi; Ascomycota; Pichiomycetes; Serinales; Metschnikowiaceae
Exons: 1
Coding region: 1-726 (241 amino acids)
Biological process (GO): cristae formation
Cellular component (GO): MICOS complex; mitochondrial crista junction
Source: RefSeq, a predicted model, not a curated record
AUGCUGCAACGAGCAAUUGGCGCCCUCGUGGGUCUCUCGGCCGCCCUCGCCGCCAGGCCAGUGGCCCUCAACGAUACAGGCAAAAAAAGAGCCUUCUACGAGGACGAACGGUCCACUUACCCGAAACCAGGAACAAUCACUCCAGCUGAAACCCCAGAGAACUUGGGCCAGCUGUAUGUGUUGGAAGGAGUCACUGUGAGGACGACUGGAGUCGUUCAGAGCGCUAUUCAGAGUGUUAGGGAGUCUGUGACUGGCACGUUUGCAUGUGCUGAGUCGUGGCUUAACAGUACCAAGUCUAGGUAUAUUGAGCUGGAACGGUCGGUUACAGAUACGUUUAGCAGUUUGCACGAUAAGAAGGAGGAUCUUCUUCCUAACGGGAUUUAUAUUGCCGUGGCGGCGUUGUCGGGGAAUAUCUUUGCCAGAAACCGUGGAGUGGUUGCACGGUUCUUUGCUCCUACGAUAUUAGGGUUGGCUUCGUUUAGGUAUUUCUUGCCACACACGUUCAGCAACACGGUGGGGCUUCUUUGGAGCGUGGAGAAGAGAACGUUGCCUGAGGUUGCACAGCACCAGGUUCUGGCGUAUAAUAAGGCUGAAUCGUGGGUUAAGGAUGUGGAGAAGAGUGCUGUGCUGGGCCAGGAGAAGGUCAGUCUGGGCAUUGACUCGGCGAGACGGAAGCUUGCGUCUGCCACGGGCUUGAACCUUGACGAGGACGUUUCAAAGAAGUAG